Mobula hypostoma (lesser devil ray) is the source of this 1853-nucleotide messenger RNA. Its product is annotated as zinc finger protein 227-like. The record is from RefSeq and is a predicted model, not a curated record. NCBI's taxonomy places the organism in Eukaryota, Metazoa, Chordata, Chondrichthyes, Myliobatiformes, Myliobatidae. The transcript has a single exon. The coding region runs from base 384 to 1604 and encodes 406 amino acids.
UCCUAGGAUCUCAAACACGACACACCAGUUUUGCUGUCUCUGUCCAGAUGUUUGAGAAGUGGAGCAAGGGAUUCAAUCGACUAUCCUUCCUGCUCAGACUGUGGGGAGGGAUUCACUUGGUCAUCUGACCGACUGGCAUGCCCGUCAUUUUACACAGGGGAAAGGCCGUUCACCUGCUCAGACAGUGGGAGUGGAUUUACUCGGUCAUCACAACUGGAGGUACAUCAGCAAGUUCACACUGGACAAGGCCAUUCAUCUGAUCUGUGUGUGAGAAGGGAUUCAGUCAGUCUUCCCACCUGUGGACACACCAGGCAAUUCACACUGGACAGAGGCUGGUCAUCUGCUGAAUUUGUGGGGAAGGAUUCACUCGGUUAUCUGACCUAAUGGCUCACCAGCGAGUUCACACUGGGGAGAAACCAUUCACCUGCUCAGUCUGUGGGAAGAGAUUCACUCAGUCAUCCAACCUACAGAGUCAUCAGCGAGUUCACACUGGGGAGAAGCCAUUCACCUGCUCAGAAUGUGGGAAGGGAUUCACUCAGUUAUCCAGCCUACAGAGUCACCAGCGAGUUCACACUGGAGAGAAGCCAUUCACCUGCUCAGUCUGCGGGAAGAGAUUCACUCAGUCAUCUAUCCUAUACAAUCAUCAGCGAGUUCACACUGGGGAGAAGCCAUUCACCUGCUUAGAAUGUGGGAAAAGAUUCAGUCAGUCAUCCAAGCUGCUGGCACACCAGUCAGUUCACAGUGGGGAGUGGCCGUUCACCUGCUCAGACUGUGGGAAGAGAUUCACUCAGUCAUCUCACCUACAGAGUCAUCAGCGAGUUCACACUGGGGAGAAGCCAUUCACCUGCUCAGAAUGUGGGAAGGGAUUCACUCAGUUAUCCAGCCUACAGAGUCAUCAGCGAGUUCACACUGGGGAGAAGCCGUUCACCUGCUCAGUCUGUGGGAAGAGUUUCACUCAGUCAUCCACCCUACAGAAUCAUCAGCGAAUUCACAAUGGGGAGAAGCCGUUCACCUGCUCAGAAUGUGGGAAAGGAUUCAGUCAGUCAUCCAAACUGCUGGUACACCAGUCAGUUCACAGUGGGGAGUGGCCAUUCACAUGCUCAGAAUGUGGGAAGGGAUUCACUUGGUCAUCUAAACUAAUGGCUCACCAGCGAGUUCACACUGGAGAGAUGCUGUUCACCUGCUCAAUCUGUGGGAAGAGAUUCAUUCAUUCAUCCACCCUACAGAGUCAUCAGCGAGUUCACACUGGGGAGAAGCCGUUCACCUGCUCAGUCUGUGGGAAGAGAUUCACUCAGUCAUCCACCCUACAGAAUCAUCAGCGAGUUCACACUGGGGAGAAGCCAUUCACCUGCUCAGUCUGUGGGAUGAGAUUCACUCAGUCAUCCAACCUGCAGAGACAUCAGCGAGUUCACACUGGGGAGAAGCCAUUCGCCUGUUCAGUUUGUGGGAAGAGAUUCACUCAGUCAUCCAACCUACAGAGACACCAGCAAGUUCACACUGGGGAGAAGCUGUUCACCUGCUCAGAAUGUGGAAAAGGAUUCACUCAGUCAUCCCAACUACUGGCACACCAGUCAGUUCACAUUGGGGAGUGGCCGUUGUUAUGAAUCCCAAGGUUUCAUUUGCUGUGGACUGUCAUUUUAAGAGGGAGAGAGAGAGAGAGAUUAAGGCAAAUCAGUCUGACUUGCAUCUUGUUUACAUCGCUCGCUGCUUGUUUAGUUUUAACCGAGGACACAGGCACUCAGAGUCAGAUGGAGAUGAAGGAGGAAAAAUGGAAGGAUCGAAACAAGGGAACUCGUGGCCAAGGGUCACUGUUUCGAACUUUCCUCUGUCCACAAGGGUGGGUUAAUUAUCGA